AUGGGUGAGAAGGAGAAACAGGAAAGCCUGAAAAAGAUUGGCAAGUCCUCAGAGCCAGCGAGGAGGUCUACUGGUGGUGUGAAGAUUCUCCCUCCUACUGGGGACAAGGGCAAAGGGCCAGCGAAGAAGUCAGCUGGUAGUUCCAAGGCUCUCCCCUCUGCCGGUGGAAAGGGUAAGGGCAAAGCUGUGGUGCCCUCGGCUGACGAACCAGAGGAUCUUGUUCCUGGGCCGAUUUCGAGUCUGUCGGGGCAGAAAUUAAUUGAUGCUUUGAUAGCUCGUGUCCAUUCUCAGGAUCAGGAAAAGAUGGAGGCGCUGACGCGCGGGGCUUUGGCUACUAAGUUGUGCCAGCUGGCUCUUCAGAUGGAAUCCGGGAUCUGGGGAGCUGUCAAGUGUAUUCAUGAUUAUGAAUGUGUCUGA
Molecule: messenger RNA, 417 nt
Organism: Salvia miltiorrhiza (redroot sage)
Lineage: Eukaryota; Viridiplantae; Streptophyta; Magnoliopsida; Lamiales; Lamiaceae
Exons: 2
Coding region: 1-417 (138 amino acids)
Source: RefSeq, a predicted model, not a curated record